GUCUAUCUCGCCGGCGAUUCGACCAUGAGCCACUACGCAGCUAGCUCUGCCAUUCAAGGCUGGGGAGAUUGGCUGCCAUACUCGCUCUCUCUUUCCUUAGUGAACAAAGCCAUCGGAGGCCGCUCAGCCCGUUCUUUCACAGUUGAAAACCGCUUCGCUGAGAUAUCCAAACUCGUCCAACCCGGCGACUUUGUCGUCAUCGAAUUCGGGCACAACGACGGCGGUUCUCCAAAGUCGAAUGACAACGGGCGUUCCGAUUGCCCCGGCACCGGGACCGUGACGUGCACUCUUACGAACGGGACGGUGGUCAAAACCUUCGAUGCUUAUAUGUCCGAAGCGGCGGAGAUGUUUGUGAAGCUGGGUGCUUAUGUGGUUAUUUCUAGCCAGACUCCGAAUAAUCCUUGGGAGGGAGGGAACUUUAGUUAUGUACCGGGAAGAUUUGUUAGCGGUGCUGCGCUGGCAGUGAAAAAUGUGGGGAGUGUGAAUGUUACUCUUGUGGAUCAUGGGCAGUACGUUGCGAAUGCGUUUAAGGCGUUGGGGAAGGAGGCUGUGGAUGCGAUGUAUCCGAACGACCAUACGCAUACGAAUGCGGCGGGGGCGGAUGUUGUGAGCAAGGCGUUUGUGAAGAGUCUUGUUUGCGGGCUCAUAUUAAGGCGGCAGCUGCUC
Molecule: messenger RNA, 666 nt
Organism: Hyaloscypha bicolor E
Lineage: Eukaryota; Fungi; Ascomycota; Leotiomycetes; Helotiales; Hyaloscyphaceae
Product: carbohydrate esterase family 12 protein
Exons: 2
Molecular function (GO): hydrolase activity
Source: RefSeq, a predicted model, not a curated record